Acanthosepion pharaonis is the source of this 621-nucleotide messenger RNA. The record is from the annotation of a GenBank genome assembly. Lineage: Eukaryota; Metazoa; Mollusca; Cephalopoda; Sepiida; Sepiidae.
AUGAGACAUCUCCCCAAUGACUAUCUAUCUAUCUAUCUAUCUAUCUAUCUAUCUAUCUAUCUAUCUAUCUAUCAUCAGUUGUUAAGAACGACACAGACGACAAAUAUGAGACAUCCAAUUCCCAGUGACCAUCUAUCUAUCUAUCUAUCUAUCUAUCUAUCUAUCUAUCUAUCUAUCUAUCUAGGUUUGUUCAUAUCUAUCUAUCUAUCUAUCUAUCAGUUGUUAAGAACGACACAGACGACAAAUAUGAGACAUCCAAUUCCCAGUGACCAUCUAUCUAUCUAUCUAUCUAUCUAUCUAUCUAUCUAUCUAUCUAUCUAUCUAUCUAUCUAUGUUUGUUCAUAUCUAUCUAUCUAUCUAUCUAUCUAUCUAUCUAUCUAUCUAUCUAUCUAUCUAUCUAUCUAUCAGUUGUUAAGAACGACACAGACGACAAAUAUGAGACAUCCAAUUCCCAGUGACCAUCUAUCUAUCUAUCUAUCUAUCUAUCUAUCUAUCUAUCUAUCUAUCUAUCUAUAUUUCUCUUUCAUUAUUUUAUAUCUACUAAUUAUCAAUCUAUACAGGGCAUCUACAAUUGGCGGGUCUGUGCAGGGAGUAUUUUUGCCCACCUCACAGUACCAGUAG